CUCUGGGGCAGCCACUGACUCGCGGAGGGGCGGAUCGGACAUGGCCGAUGACCGCGCAGGCAGCAGCCGCCUAGCCGAGGUUCAGCGCCGCGUCGCCCAGGCGCACCAGGAAGGCGAUCCGGAGCAGAAGCUCCGUUUCUACGACGGCUGGGCCCCGGAAUACGAAGAGGAUGUUGCUGCCUUGCAGUACCAAGCCCCCCGACUGGCUGCUGCCUGUUUGGCCUCCGUUUUCCAGGGACCCCUCCAGGACGCUCUAGUGCUUGAUGUGGCCUGUGGCACAGGACUUGUGGCCAAGGAGCUGCAGGCAAAGGGUUUCUGCCGCUUCCACGGCCUGGAUGGCAGUCAGGAGAUGCUGGAACACGCGUGUCGCAAGGGGAUCUACCAGGAUCUGAAGAGGUGCCUCUUGGGGCAGGAAGCCUUACCAGUUCCUGAAGGGUGCUAUGACGCUGUUCUGAUCGUGGGGGCGCUCAGCGAAGGACAGGUGCCCACCAGCGUGGUUCCGGAGUUGCUUCGUGUCACCAGACCAGGAGGCUACCUGUGCCUGACCACCCGGAGCAACCUGGGCAACCUGGAAUACAAGGCCCAACUUCAGCAAGUCCUGAACGAACUGGAGCAGCGGGGACUGUGGCGAAAAGUCGUGGAGCAGGAAGUUGAGGCAUGGGAGCGGGCGACGUCGGAGAAGGAGUCUGCACAAGGUCUGGAGUAUAUCCCUGGCGUGGUGUACCUGUAUCAAAAGAGCCCUGUCUUGUGAGGAAAACCUGCCAUUCCUCUACUUGCUGAGAGACCCCGCGAGGCUGGAACUUUGCUGUCCAAUGCAUGGAGCAUUUAAUAAAGCAGCCUGUCCCUUUGAGCAUGUGCAGAGUGC
Messenger RNA from Lacerta agilis (Sand lizard), 865 nucleotides. It is a transcript of the gene METTL27, whose product is annotated as methyltransferase like 27. The transcript is spliced from 5 exons. Gene Ontology annotation, molecular function: S-adenosylmethionine-dependent methyltransferase activity. The record is from RefSeq and is a predicted model, not a curated record. Bases 41 to 751 code for a protein of 236 amino acids. Lineage: Eukaryota; Metazoa; Chordata; Lepidosauria; Squamata; Lacertidae.